GGGAAGGACAAAUCCUCACCCACAACUUCAUGAAUAAAUAUGCUUUGGGGUCUUAAAAAUCAAUUUCAAUUCAUUUUAAUCGAAAUGCACUGUUAAUUUGAUCACAAUUCUACGAUUUGUUUGGCUUGAAUUUGGUUUAAUUCGUCGUCUGCUAAAAACUUGACAUCAGCGCCACCACACGUACGUGACGUCACGGCAUGUAUACAAUUUACGAUCAGCUGUUCAGAUCCACGCAAAAUGAUGGCUUCGAGUGAUGAUUCUUCAAGUCUGUCCGAUAUAAGCGAUAAUUUCAACGAUAGCGAUGAGAGUAGGGACUCCGAAUCUAUUGAUCUUGACGAGGAAGAGUUCGAAGAACAGAUUGGUGCCGGUGGGGCGGUGAAAGGAUACCAAUUCGAGCCGCACGGCGAUGAAGAUGGCAGUUCUGAAUUUUCUUCAAAUUCGUCUUCAGAAUCCGCGGAGGAAGACGCAAAUAUGGCCAAGUGGAGGGAACGAAUGACCACAACGAAAUGGUGCGAAUGUGACAAGAAAUGUGUUAACUCACUGAUACCAGAGGAGAAUGCCUGCUGCCGGGAGAAGGCCCCAAUUGAUGGAGUACUCGAGGAGUACAACUGUGACUUCAAGCCAGAGAUCGCAUGCAUAACGGACCAUCCUGCUUUCCACAGCAAUUGCCUCGAUGUCUGGUCCCUGCAGCUUGCAUACAGGCUCUUUCAUAAGAAGGAAGUGCCAGGAGCAAUAAACUUGAAAUACAGAUAUGUUGCAUAUCGGCAACUAAUCCGAUGGUGUUGGAGAUAUCUUGGAGAAGGGAAUCGUGUGCCAUUACCAGCCUGUGCUGUUCAUUUAAUCCGUAAGACUUUUCCUCCAGAAGGCGAAAUUGUGGGCUUUAAGUAUCCACCACUCAAGAACAAAGGCACUAAGAGAAAAAGGCGGAAUAAUAGUCAGUGA
Messenger RNA from Lineus longissimus, 942 nucleotides. RefSeq lists its product as uncharacterized. The record is from RefSeq and is a predicted model, not a curated record. NCBI's taxonomy places the organism in Eukaryota, Metazoa, Nemertea, Pilidiophora, Heteronemertea, Lineidae. The transcript is spliced from 3 exons. Bases 238 to 942 code for a protein of 234 amino acids.